This is a messenger RNA of Paramisgurnus dabryanus, 2064 nucleotides long. NCBI's taxonomy places the organism in Eukaryota, Metazoa, Chordata, Actinopteri, Cypriniformes, Cobitidae. The record is from RefSeq and is a predicted model, not a curated record.
CAGCCUCUGGAGGGUGCAUUUGUAGGCUGCGUACGUCAUUAAGACUGUCUAAUGUUAGAAUAUUAACAAUUAUAAAGUUUACUAUUCUUCUUAAUCAAUCGUAAAUUGUUGUAAUAUGCAUAUGACUUGCAAAUGUAAUGCUCAGUUAACUGAAAUAAACCAGGCUUGAUGACGAAUGUAGCCUGCAUAUGCGACCUCCGGAGGCUGCAGCUUUAUUUCGGAUUGAGAAACGGUCCAUAUCACGUCAACCUGAGCUGACUGCACGGCAGGCCAAAACGACCGCCAGGUCACCGCCGCUGUCAGAUGCUGCCAGUGUGUGUACAUUCAUAGAAAAUAAUGUGUUUUAUUUUUAGAUAUGCGACCGCAUCAGAAGUUACAUGUAGAAGCAAAAACGUAAGUGAAAUUUGUACUGUUGGUAGUGCUAGAGGGUUUCAUUCAUUACAGUAAGCAUAAGAUUGAUACAGAGCACUAGAAAUUUUAAACAUUUGCCACAUAUACUAUCUUUCUCUUUCUUGCAUGUAAACUAUGUGGACAGAUUUGGCAAAGGGCUUCUAAUUUCAUGCAGAACAACACUGUGUUUAUGGUUAAAUACAGCACGUUCCCUGUCAUGUUUUGAUAUGUGGUUACAGUCCCUCCAAAUGAUUUGUGGCUUUGUAGAGGUUUACACUGAAACCACAAUUACAUUGUUUGUUAUUUUGUUUUGUAUUAGUUUUGGUCUUAGUUCGGCUCACACAUUACCAAUAAGCAAUGUUUCAAUUAAUAUAUACAGCUUUUCUAUCACAAUGCACAUAUAUUAAAAUCAAUCCUCUUUCUUCUUUUCCCAGAUUGACCGACCCUCAAAAUGACACGUUAUUUGAGAGAGGUGCUGAAAGAGUAUAUGACAGAGCAGUGGGUUCGAAAGAGCCGCCUAGUGAACAAAGAUGGCCACUGCAACAUUGAGUACGGCAACGUGAUGCACACAAAUCGCUUCGCCUACCUCCUAGACAUAUGGACCACCUUUGUGGAGACCCGAUGGCGAUUUGUGAUCUUGCACUUUGUGGCUUCUUUCACACUCAGUUGGUUCGUAUUCGGCCUGGUUUGGUACUGGAUCGCCCGAAACAACGGUGACCUUUCGUGGCAAGAUCCACCCAAGGAACACAUAUCAUGCGUGGCGAACGUCAGAUCCAUGACCAUGGCUUUUCUCUUUUCAUUGGAGACCCAGACCACCAUUGGCUACGGCAACAGAUACAUCACAUAUCUCUGUCCCGGAGCCAUCGCGCUGCUCAUAAUUCAGUGUCUUAUUGGCGGAAUUAUCAACUGCUUCUGGUGUGGUGUGAUCAUGACAAAGAUCUCCCUACCCAAAAAGAGAGCCAAGACAAUAAUGUUCAGCGAGUCUGCAGUGAUCUGCCCCAAAAAGGGCACACUCAGCCUUCAGAUCCGCGUGGCCAACCUUCGCAAGACCCUGAUGAUCGGCAGUCAGAUUUACGGCAAACUGCUGAGGACGACGGUCACGCAGGAGGGUGAAACUAUCAUCCUGGACCAGGUCAACAUUGACUUCACGGUGGACGCUGGCAUGGACAAUCUGUUUUUCGUGUGUCCGCUGACCCUGUACCACGUGAUCGAUAAAGCAAGUCCAUUCUAUGAAAUGGCGGUGGACACUUUACGUCAGCAGGAGUUUGAGCUUGUGGUCUUCCUGGAUGGCACGGCCGAGUCCACCAGCUCCUCCUGCCAGGUCCGGACUUCUUACAUCCCCCAGGAAAUCAUGUGGGGUUACGACUUCCUCCCUAUCAUCUCCCGCACCACAGAGGGAAAAUACCGCGUGGACUUUUCCAACUUCUGCAAAAUGGUGGCCGUGCCAACUGCCCAUUGCUCUCGUUGCUACCACAAUGAGGCAGGGCAUCAUCACCACUCGAUAAAGGGCAUUGACAACCAGGGCUUUGAGGCGAUUGACAUCGAUGUACCAACCAAUACCAAAAUGUAAAGCUCGGUUGCUCAUUGAUCAACUGUACCUUCUUGUAAUGUCACUAUCUUGCACAAUAUCAGAUGCAUAUGACAUUGAAUCAGGUGCUAAAACAGAAUGCAUCU